AUGGGUUAUGCGGAACUGUCCGCCUUGUUCUUCGGACGCGUAUCCAGUACGGAUGGCUCAUCCGCGACGGGUGUUAUGAAUGGGACUGGGACCACAUCAUCUACGGACCCUUCGAACCCCGCAUUCCUACUUCGCGGCUCUAGUUCAGGCUCCUCUGGUCCAGGAACCAGUCAAGGGAGUCAAGCGAUGCUGGUCAGCGGUUUACCAGGAAGUCCGGGCGCUCCAGCCACAUUGGAUCCAAACGGGAUUGGAGCGUUUGGGUCAGGACGAAGCGCAGUGCGGAAAUAUUUCCUACAGGUCAGCAACAUUUUAUCCUCUUACUUGUCUCCAUCUUGA
Molecule: messenger RNA, 336 nt
Organism: Echinostoma caproni
Lineage: Eukaryota; Metazoa; Platyhelminthes; Trematoda; Plagiorchiida; Echinostomatidae
Source: the annotation of a GenBank genome assembly